This is a messenger RNA of Marchantia polymorpha subsp. ruderalis, 3873 nucleotides long. The record is from the annotation of a GenBank genome assembly. NCBI's taxonomy places the organism in Eukaryota, Viridiplantae, Streptophyta, Marchantiopsida, Marchantiales, Marchantiaceae.
CUUCUUCUUCUUCUCCUGCUCCUUCUUCUGCUGCUUCGGCCUUGGGGCUUCCAGUUCCGGGCUUUGCUUGUCCCCUUGACGCGCCGAAGUCUCGGGCCCUCUGCCUGCGCCUGCCUGCGAGUGACUACCUGCUGCUGCUGCUGCUCGCUGCUAUCGGUCGUCUCUGCUGCCAGAGCUCGACGUUCAUUCCCGGAACUCCUGUUCGGACUUCCUGCUUCUGCUUCUUCCCGGCGUCGUGCUGCGCCUGUCUGCUUCUCUUGUCACUCUGCUCGGCUUUUCUCGUGAGGAGGCUGGUCUUCGAUCGGACCUGCCCGAUACGCACCAUUUGAACGGGGGGCGGACUGCGGUGUCCGGGCACUCGGCCGAGCGAGCGGCUUGCUUAGGCGAAGAAGAUGAUUAGGGUGCUUGUUAGCCUGGCCUUUGAACGAGAGUGCUGGUUAGCCUGCGCUUCCAACUGGCCCUCUUCGACGAGCUUGCGAGGCCUGGUUUCGUGAUUUAGUGGCACGAGCCUGCAUCGUGGAAACGUAAAAUAAAAAAUGGCGAUAUGUUUCCAUCAUUUGUGACAAGGCCAACGCGGCGGAGUUAUCUCACAGGAUUGAUGACCGGUGUAACUUAGGUGGUCGGAUUAGGUUGUAACGGAGAAAGGCGUCAAGAUAAUUGGUUUAUCCUCUCGAGUGGAUUGGAGCGAAAAGCGUGAACCGGUCCCGUCUACUUGCGAACAAUUUCAGUGCGUGCAAGGAUCUGUUACCGUCAAGUUUGAGCUUUAUCUGGGCUAUACGACAUUGAUUUAGGACGAAUUGGUGUUGGGAAAUACGCUGGAGUCUAAGUGGGAGGAGGAAGAGGUGAAUGAGGAGAUGAACGUGCGGUACAUGGCCUUACGACAGCGAGGUUAGUGGAAACGUAGACCGGCAAAAGGGAGGAGAGGAUUAAAGCAGAGAUGCGCGGGGAGGAGAAAAGUGCAACAGGUGGUGGAGGAACCGGAAGCUGUUCUGUGUAAAAGAUUAAUGUCUCAGAAGAAGAGACUGAGCAGUGGUGGAACCGGGGGGUCGACUAUGCUUUCCGCCUCCAAGAAGCCGAAGCCCCAAUCUGCACUGGAUUCCUUUGAGAAAAAUGGGGUGCAACAUUUGACUGGCGAAGAAGACAGUCCUAGUGACCUUAUGAUGAUAGAUCUCAAAGCAGAUGGUUUGUCUGCCGCGGCACCAACCAUGGCAAUGAAUAUGAGUGGUAGUGGAACCACAGCUAAUUUGUCUAGGAAGAAGGCUACUCCUCCGCAACCUGCGAGAAAACUAGUUAUCAAGCCUUUCAAGGAUAAACCUAAAUUACCUACAAAUUUUGAAGACGUCACAUGGGCCAAGAUCAGGGAAGCCGUCAUGGCUAUUCACCUCAAGCAGCCUGUAUCGUGCAGCUUGGAAGAACUAUAUCGGGCGGCGGAAGAUCUUUGUUUGCACAAGAUGUCGGGCAACUUGUACCGAAGGCUCCAACAAGAAUGCGAGACUCAUAUAAUGGCAAAACUUCGGUCCCUUGUGGGACAGAGCCCUGACCCAGUUGUCUUCUUGUCUCACGUGGAGAAGUGCUGGCAAGAUCAUUGCGAUCAGAUGCUGAUGAUUCGAAGCAUUGCGUUGUAUCUGGAUCGGACUUACGUUAUCCAAAACUCAAACGUGAGAUCUCUUUGGGAUAUGGGGCUACAGCUAUUUCGGAAGCACUUAUCAUCCUGCCCUGAAGUCGAGAACAAAACUGUAUCUGGCUUGCUCAAACUGAUUGAGAAGGAGAGGAUGGGUGAAACAGUUGAUCGAACUCUUGUCAAACAUCUGUUGCGAAUGUUCAGUGCGCUUGGCAUUUACUCUGAAAGCUUUGAAAGGCCUUUCUUAGAAUGUACCGCGGACUUUUACGCGGCCGAGGGAAACAGAUUUAUGCAGCAGACUGAUGUUCCAGACUAUCUUAAGCAUGUUGAGGCCCGACUUCACGAAGAAAACGAACGUUGUCUUUUGUACCUGGAUGCCAGCACACGAAAGCCACUUGUGGCUACUGCAGAAAAACAGCUUCUUGAUCGUCAUACAGUCUCGAUACUCGACAAGGGAUUUAGCGUUCUUAUGGAUGCCAACAGGGUUGGCGAUCUGCAACGUAUGUACACCUUGUUCGCACGAGUUAGCGCCCUGGAAUUGUUGAGGCAGGCUCUGAGCUCCUAUAUAAAAGCAACUGGACAAGACAUUGUAAUGGACGAAGAGAAAGACAAAGACAUGGUUUCAUCGCUUCUCGACUUGAAGGCUAGAUUGGACACCAUUUGGGAAGAAAGUUUUUCCAAGAAUGAAAGCUUUGCUAAUACCGUGAAGGAUGCGUGCGAGCACCUGAUCAACCUACGUCAGAAUCGUCCUGCUGAGCUUAUAGCAAAGUUUAUCGAUGGCAAACUCAGAGCCGGGAAUAAGGGAACUUCCGAAGAGGAGCUAGAAGGAACUUUGGACAAAGUUCUUGUUCUGUUCAGGUUCAUUCAGGGAAAAGACGUCUUUGAAGCCUUUUACAAGAAGGACUUGGCGAAGAGGCUCCUGCUUGGUAAAAGUGCGUCCAUUGACGCCGAGAAGUCAAUGAUCUCCAAGCUCAAGACAGAGUGCGGGAGCCAGUUUACGAAUAAGCUGGAAGGCAUGUUCAAGGAUAUUGAACUGUCAAGGGAGAUUAACGAUUCAUUCAGGCAGUCUGCCCAAGCUCGAACAAAACUUCCGUCUGGAAUUGAGAUGAAUGUCCAUGUACUUACAACUGGCUACUGGCCAACCUAUCCACCUAUGGAGGUCAGGCUUCCUCAUGAGUUGAACGUUUACCAGGACAUUUUCAAAGAGUUUUAUCUGAGUAAGCAUAGUGGGCGUCGCUUAAUGUGGCAAAAUUCACUGGGACACUGUGUGUUGAAAGCGAAUUUUCCCAAAGGGAAGAAGGAGUUAUCUGUUUCGUUAUUCCAGACGGUGGUCUUGAUGCUCUUUAAUGAUGCUCAUACGCUAAGUUUUCAAGAAAUAAAGGAUACCACAGCCAUCGAGGACAAAGAACUACGAAGAACACUUCAGUCGUUGGCGUGUGGGAAAGUCAGGGUGCUUUUGAAGCAACCUAAGGGGAGAGAAGUAGAAGACGAGGAUACCUUCGUUUUCAAUGAAGAGUUUGUAGCUCCAUUGUUUCGUAUCAAGGUAAAUGCGAUUCAAUUGAAAGAAACUGUUGAAGAAAAUACAAGUACAACGGAGAGAGUGUUCCAAGAUCGGCAAUACCAGAUUGACGCUGCCAUUGUACGAAUAAUGAAAACUCGGAAGAUGCUGAGUCACACACUUCUAAUUACGGAGCUUUUCCAGCAGUUGAAGUUCCCUAUAAAACCAGCAGAUCUAAAGAAACGAAUUGAGAGCCUUAUUGAUCGGGAGUAUCUUGAAAGGGAUAAGAGCAACCCUCAAAUAUACAACUACCUGGCUUAGCUGGCUGUCAGCGUGUGCUACCGCGUACAACAGAUGCAGAGCUUGACUCAUUUUUGGUAGAGGCGAAGUUUCAGCUUCUCUACAUCAGCAGAUCACACUGAAGUGAUGUGGAUGCUGAGGAUUGAUGAGGACGGUUUCUGUUAUAAAGUGGUGUAAUUUCUUUGGGAUAAGCCUUAAAUCUGCUGGGAGUAUUUUUUCCAUAUCUGCGUGUCUCUCUCAAGUUUAUUGGAACUGUUCUCAAACUAAAGCACCAGCGGUUUCAGCUUGUAGUGUACAUUCAAACCUUUGUUAACGCAUCUGGAAAAUUUCGAAUCAGCAAUUUUUCCUAGUCAGCAGUCACUCGGCACUAGAAUGUGUAAAGCCACAUCUGGUCUCAUUUGUAAUUAAGUUGAGGUUUUUCCCAUGUGGAAGUAAGUAAAAUGAGUUCGUUAAU